Neurospora tetrasperma FGSC 2508 is the source of this 2169-nucleotide messenger RNA. RefSeq lists its product as uncharacterized. The coding region runs from base 1 to 2169 and encodes 722 amino acids. The transcript is spliced from 2 exons. The record is from RefSeq and is a predicted model, not a curated record. NCBI's taxonomy places the organism in Eukaryota, Fungi, Ascomycota, Sordariomycetes, Sordariales, Sordariaceae.
AUGCCACUUACCUACACGCCGAGGGACCGCGACUAUAUCCCUCCACCAGACACACCACGCCGAGCAUGGAAUCGGCCGCUAGACCUUCCACCGGAAGAUGCGACCCUUGGUCUCUGCGCCCGGCACCGUCUCAUGGACCUCAGACUCGCCGAUUUUGGACCUCGGCCAUUUACCCAGCAACUUCCUCCAGAAUGGCAUCUCGGGACCUAUGAUGAGGUAGCGGCACGGCGAUCGUGGUGCAAGUUGUGUCAGCUGAUUGCUGAAGUUUGCAAAGAUAUCGCUUGGACAGAUCAGGCUGAUAUAGUCAUGAGCUGGGUCGGAGACGUGCGGUGGAAGAAGAAAGCUUCGCCCAAUCAUGACCUGUCUGACGGAGUAGGGGGCAUGGAGACGUGGGAAACAUUGAGGCUCACGGUUCGGUCGAUUAUGAUCGGAAGAGCGCCGGCAUUUACACCUUUCGACCUCGUGCCGAUUGGCAAAAAGGGGGAACUAUUCCAAGGGAGACUUCUCAACCAAGGUCAGAUCGAUGUAGAUCUUGUCAGGACCUGGCUGAAAUCUUGCAGGGAAUGGCAUGGAGCGGAGUGCUCCCACUGGAUGAGACAGCAGAGUGCAUUACCCACAUUCUACCCAUUUAUCCGACUCAUUGACCUCGAGGAGAACUGCUUGGUCGAAAGAAACGAUCUUGUACCGUACGUGGCACUGAGCUACGUCUGGGGUCGGGUGAAAGUCUUCAAGACCUGUGAAAAAGAUAUCGACGCGCUGAGACUUCCUGGUGGGAUAGAGAAAAAGAAGUCAUUGUUUCCGCGCUCAAUAAGGGACGCAAUGACGCUGGCGCAAAGAAGUGGAUAUCGUUACAUCUGGAUCGACUCCAUCUGCAUCAUCCAGGACGAUGACACCGACACCUACAAGAACCUUGAUAAGAGGCACCAAAUAGGGCAGAUGGGAAAGAUCUACCAAUACGCGGACCUUACCGUAGUGGCUGCCAGUGCAGAGGAUGCGAACGCUGGUCUGCCUGGGGUAGAGGCUGGGACGCGGGAAGCCCGACAGAAAGAAGUCAAGAUCUCAGAAGACCUUGGCAUCGUGAAUCGCUCUGUUGCCUGGCCGGAUGCGCUGCUUAAAACAACAUGGGAAGAGAGAGGAUGGACGUACCAGGAGCGUAUUCUGUCCCUGCGCUACAUGUACUUUGUCGAUGACACGGUACACUUCCAGUGUCAACGAGCCACUUGGAGUGAAGACUUUGCGGCCGAGUGUCGGGACCUGGACUUGACCGCCGCUGACCAAGUGGUAAACUUCAGUAUUGUCCCGAGUGAAGUUCCUCCCACGGUUGAGUUGCGUCCUAAUUUGAAGUUCCAGCUCAAGCGAUAUCCCGAGCUGGUAGGGCAAUACACAUGUCGCAAUAUGACAUUCAUAACCGACCGUGUGAAUGGAAUCCAGGGUAUCUUGAACGUGAUCAAAGAUCAUUUCUUUUCUCAGAAUGUCGAGUUUGUGCACGGGAUGCCCACAGGUGAGCUUCUGCAUCCGGGGCUUCUCUGGCGACCACGACGAGAGCCGAAGAGAAUUCAUGUGGAUGAGAGGAAAGCGAGACCCUUGUGGCCAAGUUGGGCAUGGGCCGGGUGGAUAAUACCAGUCUACUACGACUCUGGUGCUGACUUUUCGGCCAACAGCAGUGGUCGAUAUCAGACACAAAUCAGCCUUGGCCCAGAUCCCUACUUUUUACACCUGAAGGCUCGCGUCGCCCGAUUCAGACUCAUGAUUGAGGACCGAGGUAAUGAGGAUGCGGUCCCCCCACUACCUCGGGUCCGGCCAACACGGUUGACGCGGUAUGCCAUCACACAUGUGACGAAUCCUGAGGGAGGUGAUCACGAGUGGAUUGGAUCAAUAUGGUUGUCAUGGUCCCACCGGAAAAAGUUUGUUGAACGUCGGUUGAGUCUUAUUUCAAAGGUUACACACGAGUUCAUUCUUCUUUCGGACGCAGACAAGUUCGAGCAAGAGGAACUGGUGCAAGCGGCAACAGCCGAGAAGAGAGCCGUGGUCAACGUCAUGAUGAUGGAACGGAAGGAUGAUCCAGGGACAGAUGGUCGGGUUCGCAUUGAGCGUGCGGGUGUGGGUCGAAUGUACAGAGAUGCCUGGGAUCGAGUUGAAGAGAAGUGGGAGAGGUUUGAGUUGGGAUGA